AUGGACGCAGCAUCAAUCGAGGAGAUCAACAAGGUCCGGCGGGCGAUGGGCAUGAAGCCCCUGCCCGUUCCCGGAGCAGCUCCGCCACCAAAAGAGGCGACACCCGAAGUCGAAAUCGGCGACGACGGCAAGCCGCUCAGCACCCUCGAGACUCGCGAAGCCGCCGGGUACGAAAACUUCAAGAAGGCUCAAGAAGCCGAGGAGGCAAGGAGGAAGCGCGAAGCGAAAGCAGCGGCUAUCAAGAAGGCUCGCGAGCUGGCGCAACGAAAUGCCGUUAUUGAGGGCAAGGGAUUGGCCGACGACGACGAAGAAGUGGACGUCAAGUCAUGGCUGAAGAAUCAAAAGAAGCGUCAAAAAAAGAUCGAGGCCGCGCGAAAGGCCGAGGAGGAGAAGGCGGUCGCCGCAGCAGCCAAGGCUGCCGAACACACAACUGCCGACCUGGCUGGCGUCAAGGUCGCGCAUGACAUGGCCGCCUUUCUCGAUGGAGACGAGCAGGUUCUUACCCUCAAGGACACGGGCGUUUUGGAGAACGAGGAAGAAGGGGAUGAGCUUGAGAAUCUUGCUCUGCGGGAGCAAGAGAAGCUGCAGGAGAGGCUCGAUCUCAAGAAGAAGCGACCUGUCUACGACCCUAACGACGUCGACGAGACCGGGGAGAUUGGCUUAUUGUCAAAGUACGACGAGGAGAUCCACGGGAAAAAGAAGAAAGCCUUCACCUUGGAUUCUGCAGUUGCUACGACAGAGCUGGCAGAGAUCCUCGAGGCGCCAGUUCAAAAGAGGAAGAACCAGGCGGUGGACCUUGAUGUUCUUGAAGACGCACCGGCUCCCACUUCAGACUAUCUUGAUCCUUCCGAAGUCAAGGUAAAGAAACCGAAAAAGAAGAAGUCGAAUUCGACAAGACGUCGCCGGGAAGAUGAUGACGAUGUGCUGUUCCAAGGGGAUACGGUAAAUGGCGACGAACCUGCCCAUGAGAUGGACGUCGAUUCAGGACCGACUGCAUUUACCAAGAAGAGGAAAGUGCCAGUGGAUGACAACUUUGUGGAUGACGAAGAUUUGCAGUCAACUCUGGCCCUCCAAAGGAGGGAGGCGCUCAAGAAGCGGAAGAAGAUGCGACCAGAAGAUAUCGCAAAGCAACUUCGCGAGGAAGCCGAGAAUCUAGAAAUGGAGACAGAAGAAGACAAGGGCCUUGUCAUGGACGAGAUCAGCCGAUUCGUCGAUGGCCUGCGCGCUGACCCAGAAGAAGACCGCAAGCCACGCAAGCCUAGGCCUGAAGGAGCAGUGACGACCAUGCAAGACGAGUCCGCCUCGGAAGACGAAGAAAUGCACGACGCCGACCAACGCCCGUCCCGCGACACCUCACCCCUCGUCGAAGUCCCCGCGAGCGGUGUCGAGGAGGAAAAAACGGUUGCCCAAGGCAUGGGUGCCACGCUCGCGCUCCUCCGCGACCGGCACCUGAUUGAAGAAGGCAAGGGAGCCGAGCUCAACGAAAAGUUCCGCCAGCGCCAGCGCUUCCUUAACGAGCUGCGCCGGCGCAUGGAUCUCUUCGACCAAGAAACCCGCGCCCAGCGCGAGCGGGACCGCGCCAGCGGGCGCCUCGACCGCAUGUCGGCGCGCGAGCGUGAGGAGUGGCAGCGGCAGCAGAACACGCUCCGCGAGCAGCACCAGGCGCGCGUCAUCGACGCGCUGUUCCGAGAGGGCUACCGGCCCGACGUCGAGCUCAAGUAUGUCGACGGGGACGGGCGCAGCCUGGACGCCAAGGAGGCCUUCAAGGAGCUCUCGCACCAGUUCCACGGCAAGGGGAGCGGCAAGGGCAAGACGGACAAGAAGCUCAAGAAGCUGGCCGAGGAGAAGAGGCGGAUGGCGCAGAGUAUGCUGGAUGCCAGCCAGAAUGUCGGCAUGAGCACGGCCGCGUCGCACCAGACCAAGAAGAGGAGGGAGGCGGGCGUGCGGUUGGCUUAA
Parathielavia appendiculata is the source of this 1956-nucleotide messenger RNA. RefSeq lists its product as uncharacterized. Gene Ontology annotation, cellular component: U4/U6 x U5 tri-snRNP complex. Lineage: Eukaryota; Fungi; Ascomycota; Sordariomycetes; Sordariales; Chaetomiaceae. The coding region runs from base 1 to 1956 and encodes 651 amino acids. Gene Ontology annotation, biological process: mRNA cis splicing, via spliceosome; maturation of 5S rRNA. The record is from RefSeq and is a predicted model, not a curated record. The transcript is spliced from 2 exons.